This is a messenger RNA of Juglans regia (Persian walnut), 2575 nucleotides long. RefSeq lists its product as uncharacterized. Gene Ontology annotation, cellular component: SAGA complex. The record is from RefSeq and is a predicted model, not a curated record. The coding region runs from base 644 to 1897 and encodes 417 amino acids. The transcript has 2 exons. Lineage: Eukaryota; Viridiplantae; Streptophyta; Magnoliopsida; Fagales; Juglandaceae. Gene Ontology annotation, molecular function: transcription coactivator activity. Gene Ontology annotation, biological process: regulation of transcription by RNA polymerase II.
AACCUACUGGGAAAUAUCUAAAUAAAAAAAUAAGGAGAAAAUGAAAAUAUUCAAAAAGAAAAUAGAAGAAGAAUGCACAGAAGUGAAAAAAAAUUAAAUUGGAAAAGAAAAAUAAAAGAAGAGCGCGAGCGACAGAGCGAGAGCCGAACCUUCGAAGAUUCGAAACCCAGUCACUCGGGUUCGAUUUAUCUGCAAUUCGUCAAGUGGUCCGAUUUGUGGUUCGUGCAGUGCGUGAGAAGGCACGGUGCUGUGGGCCCAAGUUUGGUUAUUCAAGCUUAGGGUUUUGGACGUGCAUGGUUUUCAAAAAACUUCAGCUUGAUUAGAUGGGAUUUAGUGAGCUCCGUAGUCGGUUUGAUCUCUAGGGUUUUGGUUUCGGAAAAAUGAGAUUUGGGUUCGCAUUGUAUGGUUUGUGGGUUGGUGAAUUCGGGGUUGUUUGGAACUAAGGAUACUGUUAAUUGGUUAUAAAUUGGGGUUUCGGGGUUCUGGGGAUUCGUCGGAUCCCGCUGUGGAUUUGCAUUCAAUGAUAUGUGGGAGGGAAAUUUCUGGGUCGUUUGGAAAACGAGAUAAGUGUGAUUUGGGAUAAACUGUGGUUACUGUUGGGCUUGUGAUUCUGCGGACGGUGUAUGAAUCUGUGUCUCGAGACAUGCAACCUCAGCAGAGCGCCAGAAUUGAUUUGGUUGACUUGAAAGCUCAGAUAGUGAAGAAACUUGGGGUGAAUAAAUCAAAACUGUACUUCCAUCACUUGAAUAGGUUCUUGAGCGAUAAAUUGGGCAAGAGUCAGUUUGAAAAUUUUUGUAUUCGGGCUUUUGGGAGGGACAAUCUUCCACUGCACAAUCAACUCAUAAUUUCAAUCUUGAAGAAUGCAUGCCAAGCCAAGACCCCACCACCAAUUCAUUUAACAGGUCCCCAAAAGUUAGGGAUACAAGCUGCAAACAGUUCUGGUGGGGAAGAUGGGCAUGAACAAAGUGGGGUAAUUUUUCCAGGUCAGAAUCAGAAUGUGCCUGUGUGGUCUAAUGGGGUUCUGCCAGUGUCCCCGCGAAAGGGUAGGUCUGCGAUACGUGAUCGGAAGCUCAAGGAUAGACCAAGCCCACUUGGACCAAAUGGGAAGGUCGAGUGUGUUUCACAUCAGUCCAUGGGAACAGAAGAUGGCAGUAGUAAGUUUAACAUGGAAAAUGGCGAUUUGACUCCAUGUGAUUAUCAGAGAUCAGUGCAGCAUCUUCAAACAGUUGCUAUGCCACAUGAGAAUGAGAGGGAGGGUGCUAUCCAGCGACCUGCAGAGAAGCCAAGGAUACAUUGUAAGGAUCAGACUGCAGUAGCUGUCAUUGAUGAUCAGGUGGAGCAGUCAAAGCGGUUGAGAUUCUAUAGAAGUCACCUACUUGCCCCCCUAGGAAUUCCAUUUUGCUCAGCUAGUGUAGGCGGGUCCCGUAAAGUUAAUUCAUUCAGUAGCAGUGGUGAUUUUGUUAGCUGUUAUGAUAGUGGUGGAUUGUCUGAUACAGAGACACUGAGAAAACGUGUGGAGCAGAUUGCGGCAGCACAGGGCCUUGGUGGCGUUUCCAUGGAAUGUGCUAAUAUGUUGAAUAAUAUGUUGGAUGUGUACUUGAAGCGGUUAAUCAGGUCUUGUGUUGAGUUGGUGGGAGCAAGGUGUUCACGUGAGCCAAAAAAGUACCCUGCUCACAAGCAGCAGAUUCAAGGCAAAAUUCUCAAUGGCAUGUGGCCAAGUAAUCAUUUACAUAUGCAGAGCACAGGUGGGCCCAUGGAAGUUAUGCAGGAGCAAGGAUCCCAAUGCUCAAUAUCUUUGCUUGAUUUCAAAGUUGCCAUGGAGCUGAAUCCUCAGCAACUUGGGGAAGAUUGGCCAUUACUGCUGGAGAAAAUAUGCAUGCAAGCAUUUGAGGAAUGACGCUUCCCUACAGAUCUUUGCUCAUUCCAAGACUUGGUUGGUUUGGUAUGUUCUGGUGCAAAGGGGUGGACAACCAUUGUUGGAGAUAAUUGUUGCACUAAGUUCUGUUCUUACUGCCAAGAUGAGCCAGAUUUCUCCCAGUUGCUUAAAGCUCUGGCCCUUACAAAUGAAUUGUGGUCGUGAGCAUUAAAAUGUCUGUAUUUGCCUACUGCAGAGCAUGGCUGGUCGGGAAAUUAUUUAACUGCAACCAAGCAAAGGGUUCCUUCAAAUAGAAUGCCCAUGAUUGGUUGCUCUGUUGUAUCUUUAGCAUUGAUCUUGGCAGUAUUUGCCAUCUCUACAGAUCUCAAGCAUUUCCUGUAAUUUUCAGCCAAUGUGGAGGAAAACUAAGAGAGUUUUACCAGGAUACUGUUGUGUUGCGUGGUGAAAGGUAAAACAUUCACUUGUGUAAGAGCUGCAGUAAUGCUCUGUAUGUACUUUUAGGUCCUGAAAAUUAAUUGGAAUUUAAAUAUCAAUAACACAUUAACUUCCAUUGUUAUCUCCUCGAUGGUUUGGCAUCUUUUCUAUAACUAAGUGACACAUAACUAACCUGAUGCGAAUGCAUCAUCGCUUCCUGUGGUGUUGUAAGAACAGUUUUGACUGUAAAUGUUAAUGUUUCAUCUUGCAAAUAGUAGUGGUGGC